UAGGCGUUAAAUGGUCUCCCUCGCAGACCGGUGUACACCACCUCCUUCGGCCCCAGAUUCUUCAUCGUCCGCGCCUCCGUCGCCGCCGCCGCCGCCACCACCAACAUCACCACCACCAACAGCACCGCCACAAUCAUCACCACCACCAGUACCACCACAAUUAUCACCACCACCACAAUCGCCAUCACCACCGCAAUCAUCACCACCACCAUCAGCAACAGCGUCAGAAUCAGUAACACCAAUAGCACGAACGACAACAGCGGAAGCAGCAUUAGAAACAAUAGCGUCGGCGACGACAGCAGGAACAACGACAGUGGUCGUCGCUACGGGGGCGGUGACAAUGGCGGAUUCGUCGAAUCCUUCAUGGUUCACUCCUAAGAGUUAUGCAGAUGGUAGCAGGGAGUGAGUUGGGAUCCGUUAGACCAGGGGCCCAAGCCCGGGAGUGGGUCAGGUCGUUACAAAUAAAGAAUGCUAUGAAUUUGGUUGAUGGUUGGUGAAAUGGUUCACGAUGGAAAAUGUUCAAUGGAAAAAGUUCUGAAAUAUGACUCGUCACUUCUUGAGUUGCUAAGUUGCCGGGCUUCAUCAUGCACAUGGAAAGCCCAUGAAGAUACUACUGCUAUCUACUAGUAGUGAAUGAUAUUACAAAAUAAAUAUUUUUCCAGGUGCUAUAACUUUGUGAGGUAGUGCUCUACUUACAUCGUCUGAACCUGUUUGGUAUCCUUUACACUAUUUCUUGUUAAACAGGACCAAGACCCAAUAUGAAAUUUAAUAAAAUGAAUUGGAUCUCUCGCACAUGGCAGCACUCUCGAUGGUGCAGAGAUACUAUGUUCCCGUCAGGAAAGGAAAUGAGAGAAAAAUAGUACCCAAGCAAUCCCGCUGUCAAUACUUCUCACAUACAAAUAGGAACACUCACCGUGUUGUGGUAGGGUGUGGUGCUCGGGCAAUCCAUCGAGAAAGAGGGAUGUAGAGAAAAAAGAGAAGAGAAAGGAAAAGAGGGAGCUUCCCGGCUUGGCCUAGAAAGCAAGUGAUCUAGGGUAGCAGGUGGGUCCCCAGGCCUUAAGCCUCAAACUGGUCCACUUUGGAUGCUCCUACCACUCUAGAGGGAAGUUUGGCCAGGUAGGCU
Nymphaea colorata (pocket water lily) is the source of this 1123-nucleotide messenger RNA. Its product is annotated as sulfated surface glycoprotein 185-like. The coding region runs from base 11 to 406 and encodes 131 amino acids. The record is from RefSeq and is a predicted model, not a curated record. Lineage: Eukaryota; Viridiplantae; Streptophyta; Magnoliopsida; Nymphaeales; Nymphaeaceae. The transcript is spliced from 4 exons.